Messenger RNA from Eupeodes corollae, 5479 nucleotides. RefSeq names its product brain-specific angiogenesis inhibitor 1-associated protein 2 (gene IRSp53). NCBI's taxonomy places the organism in Eukaryota, Metazoa, Arthropoda, Insecta, Diptera, Syrphidae. Gene Ontology annotation, cellular component: nucleoplasm; cytosol. The coding region runs from base 684 to 3800 and encodes 1038 amino acids. Gene Ontology annotation, biological process: plasma membrane organization; actin filament bundle assembly; actin crosslink formation. The record is from RefSeq and is a predicted model, not a curated record. The transcript has 14 exons. Gene Ontology annotation, molecular function: protein binding.
UUGUUCGGUACUGGCAGUGGUACUGGCACUGGUAUGGUACUCAAGAUAUUGUGAGGCUCUCUUUUAAGUUUCAAGACAAGACUCAGUUGUGAGUUAGCUUACGGAGAAGUCACACGUGAAUACAAAAUUUUUAUUUGUCCGCGCGUAAAGUCUACAAGAAUUGACCAAAAACUUAACUUAAUAAACAACAGCAACAACAACAAGUGAAUAUAAAAUAACUAAAUAGCUAGUAAAAAAAAAGAUUUCCAUUGAUUUGACCGUAACGGGACAGGUUUUUCGUUCGUUUUCGCGUCUUGGAAUGCAUGUUGAGCUUGAGAUCAACGUUUUUAUGUACAUUAUGCGAUUGAGUGAGUCUUCGAAAUCAAUUUUGUUGGAUUAACUAAGGAUAUUUUUGCAUUUAAACUUUAACUUGAUUAAACAAACUAAAAGUUACAAAGAUAUCGAACUCAAAAUGAUAUCGAAAGAUACAACCACCUCCAAAUGAUAAUAACAAAUUCAAUAUCACUAACCAAAUACAUCGCAUUUUUUCCAGUGAAGGGUCAACGAAACGUAGGCAUAACUGGUUCAGUUCGCCCAUUUACUUUAAAAUAUCAAAUAAUAUCUUCAAGAUAAAACAAACAACAACUUAAAAGCUGUGCGCGGUUGAUUAAAAUAAAAAUAAAAAUAAAAACAAGAUAUCCAGAAUGGAAGCCGAGGAAAUUACAAAACUAGUUGAUGGAGUCUAUAAGAACAUUCUGGAGAAAUUCAACCCUGGUGCUAGACAACUGAUAACUGCCGGCAAAGCGUACUUGAAGGCCUUACAUGGUGCUGCUUCUGCUUCAAGAAUGUUCAAUGAGGCGUUAGCUAAGAUUGCCAUGAAUGCUCAACAAAGUGGCACUGGAGAUAUUGGUUCAGCACUAAUGAAUGUUGUCACAGUAUAUAAGGAAAUCCAAGAUCAACAGAUGAACAUUCUUAAGGCUUUCUAUGUUGACCUCCUCGUGCCAUUAGAGACAAAUUUAGAAAAGGAUACAAAAGUCGUUCAGCAUGAACAAAAGAAAUUCAUGCAGCAACAUAAGGUUCGAACGGAAAGUUAUCAAAAGGCUAUAUCGACAAUGAAAAAGCAACGUAAAAAAAAGAACAGCCCGGAGAAUACUGAAAAAGAAAUCAAGAGCCUUCAACUUUUAGAUGAUCAGAAAAAGAAGCUAGAUAACUUUUGUGAACAAAGUUACAAAAGUGCAAUGACACAAGAGCGUCGCAGAUAUGGUUUUGUAUUAGAAAGACAAUGUUCAAUAUCGAAACAUUGGAUGGCUUUCUAUGCCCACGGAAAGAGUGUCAUCGAAAACAACUUGGAUAACUGGCAAGAAGUCGCUUCCUCCAGAGAAGUUAUCCCUACAGUUUAUGAUAGUAACUUUUUGCGGCGAAUGGAAAAACUUAAAGAAGAUGAAAGCCAUUCUGGAUCGUCAAUGCUUAAAAAAGCCCGGAGCGUAGAUGCUCCCUAUGGUGAUAUGAGAACCCUCAAUGAUCACAAUUAUUCCCAAAAUUCUCUGCCCCGUGCCAAAUCAGACUUUAAUCUAACAGCUUCAGCAUCUAACAUUAGCAAUGAAAAUUGGGAUCAAAGACCUGUUGUUAAGGCCUUAUAUGCAUACAUGCCAUCGGGAGAGAACCAACUACCAUUUGCUGAAGGAGACAGAGUGGCCUUAGUUGGUACUAAGGCCAAGGGCUGGCAAUUUGGAGAAAAUUUACGAACCCAAAUGUUCGGAUGGUUCCCUAUUGCCUAUACAAAUGCCGAACAAAAUGAAAAGAAACCAGAUCGGGACCGAGAAAGGGAUAGUAGUUAUGAGAAUGUACAAUUUGAUCGCAAUGGUAUGAGAGGUUACCAGGAAUACCUUUCAAAUCAAGCAGAUGCAGCUGCCGAAAGUGACUCUACUUAUCGAAAGAGGAAUAAUAGUGCAGACGAAUCAUCACCAACCAGGAUGUUUGGAGAUACCAUCAUGUAUAGAAAUCAGAAAAAGUAUCGUGGGGUCACAGGAGGAAAUCCAAAGCCAGGUCCUCCACCAACACUGCCAGCACCAGUGCCAUCUGGAAGCAAUUCCAGUCGAAUGCUUAACUCAUCGCAAAGCUUCUGUUUACCUAAUGGACCUCCUUUGAUAGAGCGAAGAAAGCAUAAGAAUCAGAACGGUCCUCCACCAACACAGCCAAUGACACAUGGCCACCAGAAGCACCUACGUGAGGGAACUGCCAAAACAUCAUUGCAUAGUAGUAAUGACAGUGGUUUUGCAAACGAACCCCCACCACAGCCAGAGGUUGAUUACUCCGAUGAAGAACAUUCCAAUAGAGUUCCCAUAAGACGUAGAAACGAUGCUAGCUACAAGUCAUCCAGAGAAGUUAACUCCUGGACUUUGAGUAGAAACUUUAAGAGUAGCACUGACAACGAACAAAAAGUGUCAACAAUACUUAGAAGACCAAUUAAACAGUCAACGAGCUUUGAAAAUAUCAUUGCAAGUGAUGAUGAGAUUCUAAAUGGAGGUGGAGGUAUAAAACGAACGAAGUCCUUUUGGAGAUUCGGAAAAUCCGAUGAAGUAUUAGCGGGAAUGUCGUUAUGGCGUCACAGAGACCUUGUCCAACUUCCAGAACCUGAAGCCGAUGAUAAAACAAUGGAAAGACUUCAGCCGAAAUCUGAAAAAUCCCCAAGAUCAUCUGUUCUUUUAGGGAAAAAUUCUUCCCGCCAAUCAAUAUCUUCCAACGAGACCAAACAACGAAAAGAAAGUUCUUCUACUGUUGAGAACUUCGAAGAAGAAAACAUCUACGGAGUUACUCCAAUGCAUGAAGACACUAUUCAAAGAAAAUACAAUGCACACCAGAGCUUUCAGGAAAAGCAUAUGCCGAAAUCAAGAAUGAAGAUAAUGAAGACAAUUGAAAUCGACAUUGAAAACCCUUCAGAUGCUGAGCGGAUGAACAGUUUGAAACAUGGCCAAAAUAACGAUUAUAGGGAAAACGCUCAACAAUCUGUCAGCAGUAGAACUCAUCAAAAACAAAAAGUCCAAUCAGGAACUAAUUUGAGCAAUGGAAAGUCUUCAAAGAAAGCAAACAAUAAACAAGCUAGCAAUGGAAAGCAACUUAUGCAACAGAAGAUGAUAAGUAAGCCCCGUGAACAACCUUCUUCGGAGGACAGUGAAGAUAAUGAUGAUGAUGAUGACGAUGAUAAUGGAACAUUGAAAAUGAGUGAUGUAAAUAAUUUUUUCGAUGACAUUGCUGCCCAAGAAACUGGAAUGGUAAUGAAAACUGUUAAACGACAAGAUAUUCUCAAGCAAUAUUACACCAGUGAAGACGAGGAAUCUGAUGUUGACAUAAAGUCAACAAGUUCUGACCCAUAUGACUGCAUCGUUAUAAAUGACCAUCUUGUUCGGAAGGAUGACAAGAAUCGAAGACAUGUGAACUCCUACCAGAAGCAAAUGGAAUUUCAAACUUUCAGAUCUAUUCCAAAAAAGUCAUCUGGUAAUAACAGCAGCAAACCUAGUACACUUAACAAUAGCAGUGCUAAAAAUGAUGAACACCACAAAAGGAACUCCGAGUCAUAUAUGGUGGACUCGAAAUCAAUGGGUCAAACAGCGACAAUCUUGCCACGUACCAGACUCGUAAAAUCAAGUAAUUUGACGCUAGAAAAGAAUCUGAAGAAGACAAAGGAAAACAAUGCAAACCUUAACGCCGAAAACGGAAAAAGCUUUUCCAAGACCUAUGGUCCAUGGUAUGACUUUUGGGAUCACCAAGACCAACAGUCUGAGGACCAUUCUCUUCACAGUUCGAAAGUUAUAAAGAAUUAAGUUUGUCAUUUUGUUUUAAAAUAUAUGUUACUUGAAAUACCCAAUCCAAAAAAAGUGAUUCUCCAACGAAGGAAUAGUGAAGAUACAUCGAUAAGUUCAUGUUCUCCCAGUGCAUAGUUUAUAACUUAUUGUUUGAUUUAGUAAAAAAAGUAUCAGAGAACCUGAGCUUAUAUUAUUUGCUUUUAUUUUUGCAAUAAUGAUAAAAGUUGGUAAUAUUUGAACACAAACAAUUGACAGGUUCGGACGACAUAAGGGCAAGUUUCUAUUAUCUGAUUGUCCAGCUCCUAAAAAUUUAGCCUGUUAAUUUGGGCAAUUGAAAGCUAAUUAAGAAAAAUCUUCCUAACUUUCACAUCAGAUAUUAAGUGUGCUUGUGUUAGAAUAUCAGGUGGUAACAUUUUUCAUUUUACUGAAUAAUUUCAUUUUAUCAUUUUAAGAAAAAUAUUUUUUGUCAAAUUGGAAAAGGAGUAAAUAGCACUAUUUCACGACGGUUUUGAUUUGCAUCUUGUAUGAAGAAGAACAUUUUGUAGAUAAUUAUCUGUAUGUGUUCUGAAGAUGAAGGUUUGUGAAGUAAAUUUACAUGUUUGAAAUUAAUAGCACCUGAAAACGUAAUUAUUUUCCAUUGUCUAAAUUUGUGUGCAGUUUACUGCAAAUGAAGUCCCAUAUGUUGGCUUAACCUGUCCAAAGACUUGUGCUUUAACUUUUGGAAGAGUUUUAUUUCUGUACUUUAUGUCACUUUCUUCUUCCUAGCACCUUAUAUAUAUAUAUUGUAUACUUUUUAAGUGUUGGUUCUUAACAGUUUGACAAAAUUGAGAAGUGUGCCCAUUUCGAAGACUCAAUUUCUUAUCUACCAUUCUAUAGAAUUUGUUCUUUUAUAGAAAUAAUACUUAUGUUGUAUCGAUGAGUAUCUUCAAAAGUGGAGAAAGGAAAUCAUAAAACGAAUAAUGUGCAAAGUUCAAUAGGAAUAUGUAUGGGUUAAGCUUUAGAGGCUUGGGUUUAUCUAGGAGCGUGCUUCAAAAUAACCGGAUUGAAAAGGAACACUCAAACUAUAAAUAUUUCAAAGCAAGUUAAAUUUGAAGAGUAGAAAAUUAAUUAUUUUUGGCCACAUAACCCCAGUUAUAAGAACUUGAUGGGCUUCACGUUUUACUUAGUUGUUUUUAUGAAACAUUAAUAAUUUUUGUUGGGUAUUUUUGUCCGCAUUGAACUCACCAUAUUUUUUUGUGUAACGUAUGACAACCGCUUAAAACAUAAAAAACACAUAUUAAUUGUAUAUUAAAAUUACCGUAAGAUGCUUAUUUUUAUGGAAGUGACUACAGAGAUGCCAAUUUAUGACCUUUUUUUUAAGAUUUAAAGAUUCAGUCGACGAGGUCGGCGUUAUUUUAAUGCAUAUACCGGAAAUGGCGUUAUAAAUUGGCAUAACCCUAGUCCCGUCCUAUUUUUAUAUUACAUACCUACCUACAUUUUAUAUUUUAAUUGUUUUGUUUGUAUAUUAUGCAAUAUAAAUAUUUUAUAUAUAUUUAAAUUGUUACAUUUGUUGUAUUGUAUGCUUUCUGUUAAAAGCAAGUGCUAUAAAGUCUUUUAUCUAUUUUGUACAUUUAUAAAAACACACAAUAUACUUCAUAUACAAUAUAUACAUUGGUUUAAAAUUGAAAUAAAUUGGAAUAAAAAUAAGGUACAUUAUA